GGCUUCCGGAAGAAUGGACCGGUUCGUGGUGCGGAAGGCCCGCGGCUCGGAGAGCCCCCGCCGGCCCGGCCCGGCCCCCCGUGCCUACCGGCAGGCCACCCUCGAGUCCCUUAAGAGAGUUGUGGUUGUGGAAGACAUAAAACGAUGGAAGUCUAUGCUUGAGCUUCCCGGGCAACAAAAAGAGAAUCUGAUUGAAGCUUUGGAGGAGCUGAAGAAGAAAAUACCUUCCAAGGAAGUAUUACUUUCAACAAAAAUAGGUCACACAGUGAAUAAGAUGCGCAAACAUUCUGAUCACGACGUGGCCAGCCUCGCCAAAGAGAUUUACACGGAGUGGAGAACUUUCAUCAAAGACCAUUCAAACAAGCCCUCAAUAGAGGUCAGGAGCGAUCCCAAGACCGAGGCUUUCAGAAAGAACGCGCGGAAGCUGCUUUGUAAAGCCCUGGAUCUAGAGAUUGAUCACCCACUGGCUGAAAAUAUUGAGCGAGAAGCUUUUCAUCUCUCUUCCCGUCUCAUUAGCGCGCCGUACCGCAGAAUGGUGCGAGCUCUUGUCUUCUCAUUAAAGCACAAACCUGAAAUCCGAGCAGAAGUCAAGGCUGGCACGCUCACCGUCCCUGCGUUUGUCCAGAGCCAUAAAAAGUGAGGUGUCGGGCUUGAUCCUGAGGGAGAACUUCACGUGCCCGUGUCUCUGUGGAAGUGGGAGCCCUCUCCGUCAUGAGGGGAGUGCAGAAACACUGACAGUGUGAU
This is a messenger RNA of Calidris pugnax (ruff), 744 nucleotides long. It is a transcript of the gene TCEANC2, whose product is annotated as transcription elongation factor A (SII) N-terminal and central domain containing 2. The transcript has 4 exons. NCBI's taxonomy places the organism in Eukaryota, Metazoa, Chordata, Aves, Charadriiformes, Scolopacidae. Gene Ontology annotation, cellular component: nucleus. Bases 14 to 640 code for a protein of 208 amino acids. The record is from RefSeq and is a predicted model, not a curated record. Gene Ontology annotation, biological process: DNA-templated transcription.